AUGUUCCGCAACGCAUACCAGCACGGAUUCUUGUCCAUACUUUACAGCUGCGGAGCGACUCCACUUGCCAUUUGGGACAAACAAGUGAAAAACGGGUACAUAAAACGCAUAACGGAUGACGAAGUGAAGUCUUUAGUCCUGGAAAUAGCGGGGACCAAUGUGGCAACGACCUUUAUCUCCUGUCCUCAAGACCCGAAGAAAGUUCUGGGGAUAAAGCUGCCAUUUUUGAUAAUGAUCAUCAAGAAUAUGAAGAAGUAUUUCACAUUUGAAAUAACGAUCCUCGAUGAUAAGGACAUGCACAGACGGUUUCGAGUGAGCAAUUUUCAAAGCACGACAAGGGUCAGGCCGUUCUGCACGACAAUGCCCAUCGGGCUCUCGGGUGGGUGGAAUCAGGUGCAGUUCAAUCUCGCAGACUUCACCAGGCGUGCCUACGGCAGCAACUAUGUCGAGACGACCAGGAUGCAGAUACACGCCAACUGCAGGAUAAGGAGGAUCUACUACGCCGACAGAUUGUAUUCCGAGGAUGAGAUGCCUGAGGAGUUUAAACUGUUUCUACCAGUCCGUCGAAAGUUCAUCAGAGAAAGCAAGAGCAAGCCUGUGCAGCGUUCGAGUCUGGUGAAGCAGGUAAAUGCUGCAGGUGAUCAAGGCGAACGGCUCCCAGACGAACCUCCAGCCUUUACAGCUGCUGUAGAGGAAAGCAAAGAAGUCGAGGAAAAGGCGGAGGAAUCGCCGAAGCACAAUUCCGAAUUCGCUCCGCGAAAAUCGAGCUCGGUACUAAAAUCCGAAAGCAGUCGGAAAAGUGUCGGCAUCACGAUCAAAGAUACCGUCGAAGACGACGCCGAGAAGGAGCAACGAAACGCUGUUGAUGAUCAGGAACGGGGCCUGGAGGAGGAAGAACCGGCGGAAGCUCCCGAGGAGGAGGAAGCUCAGCCAGCGACCGAGGAAAUGGUCGAAAUUGCCGUGACGGAAGGAGGCUGAUUUUUUAUAUUCGCAGCUAUUUCGAGGGGGGCUUAUUCUCUGGAGACAUCGAUCGGAAAUCGCCGGGCAUCAGCGAUUAGCGUAGGUAAUCACCGACGAUUCUCGAGUGAAUAACCCUUUGACCCUCUGUAUGUAUUUCGAUCUUCUCUUGUUUUCGUUGAAAACAGUUGUGUG
Molecule: messenger RNA, 1152 nt
Organism: Diprion similis
Lineage: Eukaryota; Metazoa; Arthropoda; Insecta; Hymenoptera; Diprionidae
Product: cilia- and flagella-associated protein 20-like
Exons: 4
Coding region: 1-978 (325 amino acids)
Biological process (GO): positive regulation of cell motility; cilium assembly; regulation of cilium beat frequency involved in ciliary motility
Cellular component (GO): motile cilium; ciliary basal body
Source: RefSeq, a predicted model, not a curated record